AUGAAUAAUUAGCAAUAAAUUAUAGCUGUCUUAACCAAAAUCAAAGAAUCCCAACAAAAAAUCAAAGUUAAGACAUCUAAAUAUCUAAAACAACUAGAUAUAUUCAAGAUGCAAUUAAAUACUUAAGAGAUCAGAUUAUAUUUAAUUGGCAAUGAGCAAAUACCAUAUGGAUUAUUGUAUUGUAUAGGAAAUAAAUCCAAAGUUGAUGGUAGUCUUAGGAAAUCUGCCUAUUACAGUGCUGAAUUAUUUCUGAAUAUUUUAGAGAAGCAUCCACAAAGAAUUGAAUUCAUUAAGGUAUUUGCAGAUCUUGAAGAUGAUGAAUAUAAAUUGCUUUCAUUAUCUACUCAUGUUUUAGCUGAUAAAAAGUUAUAAGAUAAAGGUCUUAUUGCAUUUAAAAUAAUAAAGUAUUUAAAAGAUGAAAGACCCCACUUUAAUCUUGAAUACAUUCUUGAAAUUAAGAAACUCAAAGAUUAAUUUGAUAAUUGGUACAAAAGUGUGAGAAUUCAAUAAAUUUAAGAGCAAAAACAACAGACUUCAUGGAAGGAAUCUGAUUAACCUCCUCCUGAGAAUCUGAACUUGUAGAGAGAGUAAAAUAAAAGAUAAAAGAAGUUAGAGCAUAUUAAUUUAUAAUGGGAUGGAAAUCCAGAAUAUUUGAUUAAGACUUUCUAUAACCCUUUCAUUCCUCAAUAGAGAACUACUAAAUCGAAUAAGAAUAGAAGUGCAGCAUUGAAAAAGAAGUAAAUAGCUGAAAGUUUGAAUGCAGCUAUUGAUAUAGAAUCAGUUGAAUAAAUUAAGAAAUAGAUUAAGAAUUUAGAUCAAGUUAUUGUUAAAAUUCAUCUUGACUCUCCAUAAUUUGAUGCUCAAACAUUCUUAAGAUUAGUAUAACCAUAAAUUACACAGUAAUCCAUGAAUUUGUUAUAGUAAUAAAAUAUAGAAAUGAAUAAGAAUAUUGUUUACUAUUUUAUUGAUGAUUUCUUUUGUAUCAAUUAAGGCAUUUUGUAAAUUCAUAAUGAAUUCAUUUCCAAAGAAUUCAAAGAUUAAAUUAAAAGAAAAAAAUAAUUAACAUCUAAUGAAAAGUCAAGUCAACCCAUGCAAGUUGAUGAAAUCUUAAUUUUAGGAUCUUUGUCUAAGAGAACAUUCCAAUUAUUGUCUAAAUUAAGUUCUAUUUCUUAAUCGAUGAAUAAAUUAAGUAUGAGUUAAAAAAAUUUGAAAUCCGUUAUUGAUUUCAUUAGAAAAUGUGAACAGUAUGUGUAAUUGCCAAACUAAUUGAAAGAGGCUUAUCUAUAGAGAAACAAUGCUCAAGUGAUGAAACUCAUUUCCCUCUAAAAGGAAAACAUGAAUUAAUAUAAAAAUAUAUCACUAUUCAAAUAGUUGAAUGAAUAGAUAGAUCAAGUAUUGAAGUAGAUAUACAAUGACAUGCUCUAAUAGAUUAAACAAGAUAAUUUGUAGUACAAUUAGAUUUUAGAGAUAGCUGAAUACAUAAAUGAAUUAAAUCUAACUUAAAAUAGCACUUAGGACAUUGUGAAUAAUCUUUAGCAAUCAAUAAAGUCCAAUUUCAAUGCUUAUUUUAAUAAGACUCUGCAAUAGAGAGACAAUGAGGCUUACUAAGUUGAGAUGAUUAGAGGCGAUUUUAUUAUUGAGUUUCUUUAAUAAUGCUCUUUACCAUAAAAAGAGUUGCAACUUUAGAAUUGCAAGGCUUUAGAGAAUUUCGUAAGUGGCAAAUUUAGUAAAUAAGUUAAACAGUUGUAAAAUAUUUGUAGAGAUCUUAAUUUAAAUCCAAACCUGUAAAAAUUAAAAGAAGAAAUUGAGAAUAAGAUGCUAUAGUUCUUAGAAUCAGUUUAAAAAUCAUGGUUUAAUUAACAAUAUAGUUCCAUAUUAUGUUAAAGAAUAAAUCAGGAUAUCGAAUCAACUAAGAAUAUGGCCUAGAUAAUAGAAAAUCUAUUUGGAGAUGGUUUGAAGAUUGAUAAUUUUAUUAAUGACAUAGAAGUUAAGUCUCUAUCCUUGCAAUUUUCAAAUUACACAUUAAAAUAGAUAAAAGUUAAUUUUGUUAUCCCUCAAAGAGACUUUUUUGGAGUGAAUUUUUCUGAAUUCAUGUUGCAAAUAUUUAAUGAGAUACUCAAAAUAUCCAAGAACAAAAAUGUAGAUGGGAUUCUCUUCUUGUAAUUAUUGCAGGAUAGUCUUAAUUAUUUAUUAUAGUGUUGCAAAGAGGCUUAAGAUUAUUUGAUACUUUUGCAUAAUAUAAAGUUGAUUGCCACUCAGAUCAAAGACUUGGCUUAGAGUGUGUAUUCAAAUUCUAAGAAGCAAAAGAGUUUUAAAGAAUUUGCUGAACCCAUUCAAUAAUAGAUUAAUGGAAUUCUGUCUUAAUAUUAUUAACCAUGUCUUCAGAGUUAUGUGAAGUUAUUAAACCUUGAUUAGCCAUAAAGUAUGGAUAUGAUACCAAGACCAUAUGUUAUCUAAUGGUUAACAGUACUUAAUGAAUAGGCUGUAAUUUUGGCCUAAAUUAAUUUAGAUUAAUCGGUGACUGAUUCAAUUAUGUCAUUCAUUGUUAGUUAAUGUUUUAAGAAUAUUGAAGCAGUAUCCACACAUUCGAAAAGAGCAAAGUUCCUAGAUUAAUUAAAUCAUGAGAUAAAUUUAAUUAAGAUAAUGACUUUGACAUUUUAGGGAUCUGUAUCGCAAGAAGGGUUUUAAAGAUUGUAAAGAAAAAUGGAAGAAUUAAGUCAAAAUACAUUGUCAGAGUCCAGUGAGUGGACAAGAACUUAAAAAUUUAAAAUGUCAUUUAAUUUUAAAGCAUUAUAUGGUUAUUAUUAAUAAUAAUAAUGA
Messenger RNA from Paramecium tetraurelia, 2820 nucleotides. RefSeq lists its product as uncharacterized. Lineage: Eukaryota; Ciliophora; Oligohymenophorea; Peniculida; Parameciidae. The record is from RefSeq and is a predicted model, not a curated record. The transcript is spliced from 2 exons.